ACUCGUUGAUUUGUUUACUAAAUGUACUUCAAUGGAUUGUGUCAUUCUACUACAAUAUUUAUUGGGAGUUUUGGACUAGUUAAAAGAUUUUGCACUUCCAUAGUAAAGCAUUUAGCUUGUGUGAAGGAAUAUUGGAGGAAAUUUGCGGUUGGUUGAGGUAUUUGCUAUGUUCCAGUUAUAAUUACCGAGAGUGCAUAUGCAAAAAUUACAUAGAGUAAUAGCAAUAGUUUGUCCAGAUCAUUUUUAUGGAUUUGCAAACUUAAACUUAUAUUUUCAAGCAUGAUAUAGCAGUGUGAAAUGUCACACAAUCGUGUUAGAGCUGAAAACAAUUUACUCAAUGCUUCUCGCACCCCAGUUUACACAAUCAGCAAUGAAACAACCAUUGUUUCAAAUUACUGCAGUUGUGAAUUUAGUUUCACAGUACAGAUUGAGAUGAUAUGGAGAUAGUUUUGUUGCAUAAUUCCAAAUAAAUAGAUUAUAAUCCACAAAAUGUGCAGGAAUUUCACAAAUAUGAGACGUGCAAGUAAUAAAAUAUCCACAAAGGUGUCUGUAAUUUAGCCAUCCUGGUUUGUUACAUUAAAUCUUUUUAUGCAGUACUUUUUGAACUUUGUAUCUUAAAUAUGUCUUAUGUUUUUUAUAUAUAUAUAAGAGGGUACAUCAGACUUCGCUGUGUCAGUCUCAGAUUUUUGAUAGCCAUUGCUAAUUUUGUCUUCCCACUAAAAAUAAUCACUUCCUGGAACAUGAUUUCAUUAAGGACUUUAUUUUUUGUUCAUUAAACAAAAAUUACAAAACACCUAUAGCAUAGUGAUUGAAAUCGUUCGGCAUUAACCGCCAGAUGUCACUGAAACCCCAAUGGUUCUCUGACAGAGGUAUGUACCAGUGAUGGGAUGUCCGAGUCAAUUCCGCGAAUCGGUUCUUUCCAACAAUUUGUUCUGACCGGUUCAAAAUUCCAGCGAUAGCGCCGUUCGUGACAUAUAACGGCGAUUCGGCGUGUCAUAGUACAUGCUCUAAAAACGUUUCAGUAAACCCCUAUAUAAGCACUUAUGUAUCUUAUGUGUAUUUUGGUUUUCAGUCAAACGGCCCAGUCGGAGCCGCUCUGACCGAUUCAAUCGGGAUUGAAUCGUUCGAACUGUAAACUGGGUUCAGAAAUCGGACAUCGCUAUAGAACAUGCACACAGUGUGAUUCUUUCGAAUAUCAUUUCGCGAACGGUGCUUUAUUCUGCAUGCAAUGACUGUUGGUGUAGAGUCGAAUUUGGAGUAGAAUUGUCUAGAACAGAAUUGUAUAUCAAACCGGUGAGUUUUUGUUGGGAGGGACGUCUCUCAUCAUGGCUGAGCAUUUAUCCCAGAGUGAACUGGACUAUCCUUUUAAGCUUUUGGAAUAUUUCAAUGGAUUCAGGAUCUCCAAGGCAAUAUUUUCAGCUUGUGAGUUAGGGCUGUUUGACCUCCUCCUCCAAUCCCAAAAGCCCAUGAAUGCAGUUGAAGUGGCACAGAAGCUUUGCACCAGUGAAGAUGGUAUAGAGCGUUUACUGGAUGUUCUGGUCGCCAUUGAGAUUGUGGAUGUGGAAGUGGUACAGGGAACAGCUUUUUACAGCAGUACAGAUGUUGCUAAUUUAUAUCUGGCCAAGACCAGCCCCAAAUCUCUACAUGAUUUGAUCAUUUAUAACUCUCAGACCAUCUACCCACUCUGGAACAAUCUGGUAGAUGCUGUCAGAGAAGGAAAGAACCAGAAUGAGAAAACUUUUGGCCUCCCAUCUGAAGAGAUCUUCUCUGCCAUAUACAGGUCAGAAGAGGAGAUGCUGAAGUUCAUGGGACUGAUGAACUCUACAUGGGUCAUUGACGGUCAUGACAUAGUGACAGCAUUCGAUCUUUCCGGCUUCAAGACCGUCAUAGAUCUGGGAGGCUGCUCUGGUGCAUUAGCGCGAGAGCUGGCUAAAGAGUAUCCUUCCUCCACUGUCACGGUUCUGGAUCUCCCGGCUGUGGUCCAGACUGCUCAGCGGCAUUUCGCCCAGCAAGAUGAUACCAUCUGUUUUCAAGAGGGAGACUUUUUUGAAGGAGAAAUCCCUCCUGCAGAUUUAUACAUUCUGGCCCGGAUCAUUCAUGACUGGAAGGAGGACAAAAAUCUCAAACUACUGAAGAAAAUUCGUACAGCAUGUCAUCCAGGUGGAGGUGUUCUGAUCACAGAGGCACUGUUAUUUGAGAACCGCCGGGGUCCAACUAUGGUUCAGAUGUUUUCUCUGAACAUGCUGGUCCAGACAGAAGGGAAGGAGCAUCCACCCUCUCAUUAUACACGUCUGCUCACCGAAGCAGGAUUCAGAGACGUGCAAGUCUGUCGGACCGGAAAAUCAUACGAUGCUAUUUUGGCUCUCAAAUGAAUAUGCACAAGUGUAUUGUAAGCGUCAUCAGUAAUCAGACCCCUUCUGCCUUAUCUGCAGACACGUCAGUAAUCAUGUUCAUGCACAUGUCAGGCAUCUGUUGUUCCACCUUGGCUUGUUUUGUAAAGCUUUUUCCAACACAGAGUGAGCACAGAGUGAUCCUUAUGAUUCCUUCAAAAGACAGUUUUAGCACCAAUUAGGUUUAGUUAUUUGUGAAUUUGACUCUUGAGGCCUACCAGAUGUAGUCUGAGAAGGGGUGGGAUGAGGAGCUGUUUUGGAUUGGCCAGUGAUAUGUCAAAAUAAGCUCCUCCCUCUAUCCUGUCUUGUGUAUCUUUGCACUGUGGUGUUGACACAUGGUUAAGUGUGACCCCUAGUGGUUAUUAUAACUAACACAGUCAAAAAAAAAAAAAAAAAAAAAACCAAUUAGUUGAUUUUUCUUUAACUAAAGAAAGUCUAAAUAUCGAUUCGAUUUCAGUUUAAUUACAUGAUUUUUGUGUCAUAUAGGCUAGUCCUAAUACGAUUAAUUUACCAUCCUUCUACAGAAAAAAAAUCUUUUUUAAAUGUAUUGUUUGCAUAUUUAUUUUCUAGUGAAAACCUUGCACCACCCUUGACCUUGUGCCACAUAUUUAUACUUGUCCACUGAGAAAGAAAAAUAAAAGGAAACAAUGAACCAAGUAUUUUGUUGUGCAUUGAUCCCAUGUGAUUUGCAACUUUUGUAUUAUGUACCUUUCCUGAAAGGUUCAGUUAUUUUCGUAACUGGACUGAUGUUUAAAAUAUUACAUAUGUGACCCUGGACCACAAAACCAGUCAUAAGUCGCAUGGGUAUAUUUGUAGCAAUAGCCAACAAUACACUGUAUGGGUCAAAAUGAUUGAUUUUUAAUUUAUGCCAAAAAUCAUUAGGAUAUUAAGUAAAGAUCAUGUUCCAUGAAGAUAUUUUGUAAAUUUCCUACCGUAAAUAUAUAGCAUAGUAAUAUGCAUUGCUAAGAACUUCAUUUGGACAACUUUAAAUGUGAUUUUCUCAAUAUUUAGAUUUUUUUGCACCCUAAUAGUUGUAUAUUUUGCCAAAUAUUGUCUGAUCCUAACAAACCAAACAUCAAAGGAAACCUUAUUUAUUCAGCUUUCAGAUGAUGUAUAAAUCUCAAUUUCAAAAAAAUAAACCCUUAUGACUGGUUUGUGGUCCAGGGUCACAUAUUUGAACCUACUUCUGAUUUAGUAGUGAUGACGUAACAUUAAAUCUUUCUUUAUUUACAGAGGUUU
Molecule: messenger RNA, 3629 nt
Organism: Onychostoma macrolepis
Lineage: Eukaryota; Metazoa; Chordata; Actinopteri; Cypriniformes; Cyprinidae
Gene: asmt2
Product: acetylserotonin O-methyltransferase 2
Exons: 9
Coding region: 1326-2372 (348 amino acids)
Molecular function (GO): O-methyltransferase activity
Source: RefSeq, a predicted model, not a curated record